Molecule: messenger RNA, 2765 nt
Organism: Leptomonas pyrrhocoris
Lineage: Eukaryota; Euglenozoa; Kinetoplastea; Trypanosomatida; Trypanosomatidae
Exons: 1
Coding region: 624-2765 (713 amino acids)
Source: RefSeq, a predicted model, not a curated record
GUCCACCCCUCACACGUACUUGUGCACCUUUAUAAAGUUGCCACAGUCUCGUCAUCGAGCUACUGACGACCUCACAAAAAGGGGUUGAUUUCUUACACACUCUCCGGCCACACAUUUACCCUCUUGUUCAUUUCUCGCUUUUUGUUCUGCUCGGCGUUGUUGCGUGCACAAGUACAGCUGUACUCCUAACGCACCUCGCAAAUGUUUCCUGAAUAAAAUACACUGUUUACGAUUCGGUUUUUUUUUUUCCUCUGUCAUUGCGUGCGGCUCAUUGUUGUGUUUUCAAAUCAUUAGUUUCCUUCAUACACCUACCGCGGGCUUCAGCACCGUUUCAUUAGACGCCUCUCCCUCCACACACACAUACACGAACAACACUCUUUAGAUUACCUUGGAGAACUCUGAACAGACCAUUUCUACCUUCUCCGAGCGAACGUGCUUCUUGCCGUGAGAGUGUGACAACUAGACAGGUUGCCGGCUGCUGCGCGCGCCUCCCUUUCCUCACCUUUCUUUUCUUUUCUUUCUGCCCACUCUAUUCUGUGUGAACGAAAAAGAAAGCACUGAAGAGUCGAUCCACAUCCACCACAUGUAGACCCAUCGCAGGCGAAAGGCAAACGAAAACGAAAAUGGACUCCCAAGGUGUGCGGCUGCGCCUUCACUUCGUAGACUCCUCCGAUGACGACGCCUCGCACGAGGCACAGAUGCAAUUUGGCUCGCCGCACGACGACGACAACGGAUCGGUGGACAACCCACCGCAUUUCCCUGGCGGAAGUGGCAGCAAUAAUAUUAGUAUUAAUAAUCAUAUUACAAUUAGUAGUUUUGUCGGCGGCCCUGGAAACGCGUCGGGUAAUGCACACCAGCCGUACGGCGGUGCGUCGAGCAGCGACGCCCGAGAGCGCCGCGGCGGCGACAACGGUGGAGGCUCGUGGCUGGCGAACGCGUUCUAUAAAGCAGCGAACUCCACCGCUACGCUUUUUCUCGGCAAAAAUGAGGAGUCGCACGCGCCGUACGCGCGAAGCCGAGAACCGACGACGAGCUCGAGCACCCAGCCGCGCCUUGGCGGCCCGCCGCACUCGGCGGAUCUGGACCGGGAAAGCGACAGCAACGGUGGGUGGGAGUUUGGGAGCUCGCGCCACCGCUCAAACACCAACGACUCCAGCGAGUCGCCGAGCCCGCCGAACAUGGAAGGCAGCAUGGCCGAGGAGGGAGACGAGUACGAUCAGGUAAGCCUCGACCUGCGGGACACCGUUCUGCUGUUUCUACAAACGGGCUCGGAUGUGUUUAUGAAUAUCAUUCUUGCCACGCUGAAGGCGAGUAACGAGCCGGUGGACGGCGAAACGUUCGAGAUCGCCAGCGGGAAUCCUACCCUGCUGAAGGUGUUCUUGGACUCUGGUCGUGUAAACGUCGAGGACCCGCGGGUGCAGAGUGUUGUCCAGUCGAAACUUAAUGAGCUGCUUGCUGGUGACCCUUACAGGGGAGACGUGAUUCCCGGUGAGUUGCUCGACUACGUGCGCUGCCUCUGCAACGUCAAGACGAGCCGUAUCACCUUUCUGCAAAUGAUUCUUUUCCGCUACUCCGGCUUCGACUACAUUGAGCUGCUCAUCGACUACCCGUAUCUGCUCAACGAUGUGAAGCGACCGCGGCUGUGCAUGCGUAUUUUCUUCUCCACUCUCCAGUACAUUAGCAUCUGCAUUAGUUGGUUUGGUGUGGUGGUGGCGCUCAUGUACGCCGCCAUGACGCUCUGGACGGUCGUGUACUGGUUCCAGCACCCCGAGAACCGGAACAACGGCUACUGGACCAUCAUCGCCUACGUGGGCGGGUACGUGCUGAGCCUCGUCGUGACAAUGCGCUCCGAGGAGGGAAAGAUCUCACGCUACGAUAAUCAGCUCUGGCGCUACCCAAACAACAACCUCCGCAUUAUACCCAUCUUCCCGCUCUACGAGGUGAUGCUGAGCUACAUCUCGCUCCGUUACGAGAUUUCUGCCGACGCGAAGCGCUUCUACAUCAUCCGCUACGACCUCCGCAACGGCAUUCUGAUUCAGCAGAUCUGCAACGGCUACUUCUACGCCACGCCGCAACUCAUUUUGCAGACCUUUCUCUUCACGGAAAAGGAGCAUGAAGUGAAUUACCUCAACGCUGUCGUGUAUUGGCUACUGCUGGGUGCGUGCUGCGCGUUCAUGCUCAUGUCCGUUUUUGCCUAUUACCGCAUCGGCGUCUUUAGCCAUUCGUGCAACAGCCAGGGCUUUGCGAUCCUCUCGACGCAGGGCAACAAUGCGGAUUACAAUCGCUCGGCGAAGGCGCUGUCGCGUCGAAAGAAGCCGUCCGAGGUUGCCACCCGGACACUCCUCUUCUUUACCUUUUAUUUCCUCAUCGCCGAGUGGGUGACACUUCUUAUUUUCCUGCUCAACUUAACGGGAUGCCACGGCGGCGCUGUCGUGUUUCUUGCCAUCUGGGUCGUUGUCAUUGGAUGCUCCAUUGUCUUUGAGGUGCUCUCCCAGGUGUACCUCCCCAUCUCGCGCAGCGUCGCGGCGGUGGCCAUUCCUGCGGUGAUCAUGAAGAUUGCCUACUUCAUUUACAUGCGGUACGAAACCUCCAACAUGGGAUGUAUCAUCUUUGCCUACGGGUACACAGGUUGGAUGCUGCCCAGCCUUGUCUGCUUCGGCAUCGUGUGCAUGUCGCUCCUUGCGUGUGUGGCGAUGUUUCUGUACGAGCUCAUCCUCGGCACGCGCAUCACUCAGAGUGCGGUGGAUCAGUACCUCUUCGCCUAA